Molecule: messenger RNA, 765 nt
Organism: Penicillium manginii
Lineage: Eukaryota; Fungi; Ascomycota; Eurotiomycetes; Eurotiales; Aspergillaceae
Product: alpha/beta hydrolase
Exons: 2
Coding region: 1-765 (254 amino acids)
Source: RefSeq, a predicted model, not a curated record
AUGUCAUCCUUACCCACAGUUAUCCUAGUUCACGGUGCCUGGCAUACCCCACCAAAUUACAAAAGCUACGCCGAUGCUUUGCGGAUACAGGGAUUCAAAGUCCACUGCCCCCACCUUCCGACAUGCAGCGGCACUUCACCUCCAACCGCCUCCCUUGCUGACGAUGUUGCCCAUGUUCAAAAAAUUGUCCAAUCUACGGUCGAAGCGGGCGAGCAUGUUUUGAUGAUCAUGCAUUCGUACGGGGGGGGCUGUUGGGACCGGGGCUGUCGAAGAAGAGCGGCUGGGCUUGCAGGUGGAGUUAUACACCUCCUCUAUCUCUGCGCCUACAUACUCGCACCGGGAUCUACAAUUUGGGAAAUCGUACAAGAGGCUGGUUUCGAUAAACUCUGGGAUCUGUACAUCGAUACAGCUCCCGAUGGUUCGACAGCUAUCAAGGACCCGGGACUCGGAUUUUUCAGCGGCAACGCAGAUCAAGCUGUCAUUGACAAGGCACUUCGAACUUUGGUUCGUUUCCCCUCGUCGGUUUUCUAUGAGAAAACAACAGGUUCUGCGUGGCAGACUGUCCCGACAACCUAUAUCAGCACUCUCAAAGACUACGCUGUGCCCAAGAGCUACCAAGAUAUCAUGCUUGCAAAAGUAAGGAGCCAGGGUGCUGAAGUGAAGGUUGAGGAAUAUGAUGCAGAUCAUAGCUUGUUCAUCACAAUGCAAAGCGACAUGGUCCGCACGGCCUUGAAAGCGGCCGUCGAUGAGAGAAAUUCCAUCUAG